AUGGAACCACCCUUCACUACCCCGAAUGCUGUUAACGGCUCAGCGGAUCAGUCCUUGCCCUUGACAUCCACUUCCUUCUCCCAGUCAGCCGAGUCCGUCGAAUGCCACAACUCCGAAGCGUCAAAUAUUACGUCCUCAAUUCGCCAUGUGGAAGUUCAAGCCGCAGCUUCCGUCACCGAACCUUUGCCAGAACGUCCGCUAGUUCCUUCAAGCCAGGCCGACUGGGAGGCCCGAAAACAGAUCAUCCGGGAGCUCUACAUGGACCAAAACAAGAUUUUGAACGAAGUCAUUGAGGUCAUGUUGACCAAACACAAGUUCAAAGCAACUGCGAGAAUGUACAAAGGCCAGUUUGCGAAAUGGAAGUGGACCAAGUACAACAAAACUAACAGCAACGCAUUGUUGAAAUCGGCAAAGUCGAGGGUCGCAAAAAGGAGGAGCGCGAGGACCAGGGAACAGCCGCCCCAUGCCCGCGGUUACCUCCCAUACUUCAGCGACGACGAAUUCCAGGUCGAAAUUACACUCAGCGCGUACGCCGCCCUAAUAACCCACUGGUCCGAGCGCGAGACGCCCUGGAAAACCGAUGAUUCAACUCUCGGGGGCCGGUCCAGCACGGAGCUGUUCGGGCCGCGGGACAACUCGAUCCUGCAGCACGUGCGUUCCGCCCAGGACCACUUCCUGGCCGGCCGUCCGCACCAAGGCGGUGACAUGCUCCGGCGCGCGUUCCUCGGCAUCGAAGCGGCCCUCGACCCGGAGCGCAGCGGCAGCCUCGACAUCGAAGCCCUCUGGGACUGCUGCCUGGCCGUACCCCAGCUGGUCCUCACCAUGGGUUGGACCGACAUCCUGUCCAUCUUUUGCCGGUACCUGCACAGCUACACCCGCAUCAAGCUCCCGCACCACCCCAUCACGAGGGUGGCCGCCUCCCUGCAGCGGCUCGCCCUCCAGACGACAACCGCAACAACAACGACACCAACGUCAACAACAGUUACAGGAGGAGCAGCUGCCAACUGGCAGCACCUCCAAGCUUUCAUCUCGCGCGCCUGGCAUAUCUGGAUUGACUGCGUCAGCCGGGUACGAGGCGACCACGACGACGUAACCAUCCACCUCAAGCGCGGCUACGUGACGCUCGUCGACCCGACGCACGCCAUGGCGGGCGACAUCAUCGCGUCCUUCCGGACCACCGUGACGCAAUCCCUCGCCCACCGGGGCGCGUUCGCGACAACCUCUCGGAUUCUCGAACUCGAAGACUUGCUCGUGCGCAUGUACGUCCCGCUGUUUACGCCCGCCACGGCGCGACGGGCCGAGGAGAUUUUGAGGGGGCUGAAGGAACGGAUUGAGCGGAAGGAGGGGAAUCGCGGGAGGAGGGUGGAUCAGUGGGAUUAUGUCGAUCGGUAUCUGGUGUUUAGCGCGUAUUAUUUCAUGGCGAGCAUUGCCGAAUAUACGGGCCAGAGGGACAAGGCGGCUGUGUAUCGGUGGAAGAGCUUGGAUUCGGGCAGGGAUUUGUUUUGGCUGCAGACGUCGUUGUUGGUCGAGUCUAGGCUCAGAACUGAGGGGCUCGACGCCGAGGCGAAUGCCAUCUUGGAGGCGAGGGUUGAGACACAGGAGAGCUUGAACGUGUUGCCCGGGUGUGGAAAUGGAGAGGGCUGGGGCAUCACGGGUCAGAUUGUCUAGGGGGGUGGUGCUGGCGUUUGAAUUUCU
Messenger RNA from Parathielavia appendiculata, 1695 nucleotides. RefSeq lists its product as uncharacterized. Bases 1 to 1668 code for a protein of 555 amino acids. The record is from RefSeq and is a predicted model, not a curated record. NCBI's taxonomy places the organism in Eukaryota, Fungi, Ascomycota, Sordariomycetes, Sordariales, Chaetomiaceae. The transcript is spliced from 3 exons.